AUGGCAGCUGGCACGACCAUCGGCCAUGCGGCCCUCAGCGCAGGCCACAGCAUCCGAGAGGCCGCCGACUUCGCUGCCACCGCGGCGUCCAAGGCGUCCUCGGACUUCGGCCUGGUUCCGGCCGAUGCAGCGGCCUUGGGAGGGCGAGCCGCUGGCAAACUGGCCACGGAUACGGCCGACAGGGUGCAGGCGGCCGAUGCAGCAGCGGAAGCUGCGGGCACCUUUGCCACACGCGUGGCGAUCGAUGCGGGUCUGACACUGGAGCAGGUGGCAGAGGAGGCAACGAUCGCGGCGUGUGCGGCUGCAGAGGAGGCCGGCAGCACACCGCAGCACGUGGCCGAGGUCAGCGCCAAAGCUGCGGGGAUCGCGGCAGGUGAAAUGGCUGCAGAUGCUGGAAACACUGCCAUGAAGAGCGCGGAGAUCGCGGCCAAGGCAGCCACGAAAUCUGCGGCAACCUCGGGGCUGCCUCCUUACCAGGCGGUAGAAGCCACCGCCACUGCGGCAGCUAGGUCUGCCAGUCGUGCGGCCAUCAACGCGGGGCAUCCUUACCUCAUCAUCGCAGAGGUCACCCGACAGCUGAACACACAGCUCGUCGCAGCAUUGAAGGAUGCUGACAACGGCAAAGAUUCUGUGAGCCUCGCUGAGCUCAAGGAGAUCUUUAGCCGCUCAAACAUCGACAUUCACGAGGAUGCUUCACCGGCUUGCACGAUGGGCAUCUAG
Symbiodinium sp. CCMP2456 is the source of this 720-nucleotide messenger RNA. NCBI's taxonomy places the organism in Eukaryota, Dinophyceae, Suessiales, Symbiodiniaceae. The record is from the annotation of a GenBank genome assembly.